UGGAGGGCGGGGAGCGAAGCGCUGCGGGGAUGGAGGAGAGGGAGCGGCUGUGGCGGCAGAUCCGGCUGCUGCAGGGUCUCAUAAAUGAUCAUAAAAACACGCACGGGGACAUGCCACGGCCUCUGCCAUCCACACCACCGAGGUGGAACAACCCCCGCCAGCCUGCCUUCGGCAGGAGGGGGGCAUUUUCAGCCAGGUACCCCCAGCAGGCUCCUAGGGAUUUCCAGCUGCGCCAGGGUCACUCCUGGAGGAAAAAAUAUUCCCUUGUCAACCGGCCACCGGGAUGGGCGUGUGACGUUGGAAGCGGUGGGAGUGCCAGCACAUCUCAGGCUUUUGGAAGUCAUGGGGACGGCCCGGCACCCGAGCCAUCGGAAUCGUCCCCAGAGAGACAUGUGGACUUGACCACAGAUGGUAAUAUAGUUGUAGGGAUCCAGCUGCCACAGAGGGCCGGCCCGUUUGCGGAUACGAAAGGUUUUGCUGAUGUGGGUUCUUACUGUGAGUUAUCUGGGCUGAAAACGGUGGUCACUGUGCCGGGUGACAGUAAAGGCGCGCAGAAAUCUCCAUACGCAUGCCGAAAUGAAGAGAGAAGACCUUCUCUCUCGGUUUCAUUUAGUUCAUCUCACCGGUUUGUGAGUUCAGUGUACGGGAACGUGUCGGAUAAGCCUAGAAUGGUGCAUCUGGCCAGCGACGUGGCCGGCAGCUCCCCCGCCUCUUGCGGAAGCACCAGUGAAAGCGCCGUGACGCUGAAAUCGGAGCCGCAGGAGCCUUCGGUGUUGCCAGAUCGCGAGCUGGCUCAGCACUUGGUACAGAGGAAGGCAGAACCGCUCGCCCCGGGGCAGUCUAGUUGUGAGCAAGUCAGGGAUGCUUUCAGAGAGCCAGAGCAACUUGGAAAUGGUGAGAUGCGCUCCAGACCUGCUCAGGCUGCGACUUUGGUGGGUGGGAUGACUCCAGGGAAGAGCAAGUUUUCCGUCGUCCCCAAAGCUGCUGGUCUCCAAAGAGCUGCCUCAACAUCCGUCUCCAGCAAAGUGUCAAAAUUCAGGAAAACUAAUUACACGUGGGUCGCAAACCCUGGUAAAUGCUCUCGUCCUGUGAAGAGAUGGGUCAGCCCAAGAGCUUCUGAAAGUGCUAAGAAGGUCGCUGGUGGAGCAGAGAGAGGUCCUAAACUAUCACCAAAAGCAGACUUGGGAGCAAAGCUGAAGAAAUCAGGACUGCAAUCCAAACUGGGUGUUUCUCCCAGCAAGUAUAAGUGGAAAGCCUCCAGCCUGCAGACCUCACCCUCCACCUCCAAGUCAGCGUUCAGGUGGCAAUCUGAGGAUCAGAAAAAACCUACAGCCUUCAACCACCCUCGAGCUGGUGCAGCCCCACCUCCUCUGAGCGCCGGGUCUGUUGGUCUUGGCGGGGUGAAGCCCUCCUUCGGCGAUGUUGCGCUGUCCAGUUAUAAAGUGAAGAGCAGGACAAAAAUCAUCAAGAGAAAAGGAAGCUCGGGUUCCCCGCCGGAUAAGAAGAACGGCUCCUCACCCACCACCCUUCUGAAAAGCCACUUCCAUCUCAGGAAGAAAAACUCUUCACGGGGGAAGCCUUCCACGCCGCUGAAACGUUCCUCGCCCAAGGGUCUGGUGCAGAUCACCAAGCACCGGCUCUGCAGGCUGCCGGCCACCAGGAUGCAAGUCUCCACCAAAGAAGGAGCCAACUUGCACUUCCUAAGGAGCCCCCCGGCCAACAAGGUGAUAAAGACGCGCUACAGGAUAGUGAAGAAGAACGUGGCGUCUCCAGCCUUAUCAUCCUUCAGCAGCCCCAGUCCCAACUGGAAGACGAGGCGCCCCGUGACAUCCAGAUCCCCGCUCUUAAACCAAACGCGCCCGUCGCCUCAAGGCGGCAAGUCCCAGCACGUGCAACAGAGAUGGAGGAACAAGGGCUAUCGCUGCAUCGGCGGGGUGAUGUACCGAGUGUCGGCGAAUAAACUCUCCAAGACGUCCAACACCCUUGGCCGGGGCAAAGACCUGAGCACCAAAAGCCCCGGCAGAGCAGUGAGGUUGCACUGUACGCCCAGUCCCGGCUUCUCUCCGUCCGGCUGCCUGAACAGAUCAGCUACGAGCCGAUACAUCGCCAGCCGCGCUGUUCAGCGGAGUUUGGCCAUCAUUCGUCAAGCCAAGCAGAAGAAAAAGAAGAAGGAAUACUGUAUGUACUACAACCGCUUCGGGAAGUGUAAUCGCGGGGAGAGCUGUCCCUACAUCCAUGAUCCAGAGAAGGUGGCUGUCUGUACCAGGUUUCUCCGGGGCACGUGCAAGAAGACGGAUGGGACCUGUUCGUUUUCCCACAAGGUGUCCAAAGACAAGAUGCCGGUGUGCUCCUACUUCUUGAAGGGGAUCUGCAGCAACAGCAACUGCCCCUACAGCCACGUCUACGUGUCCAGGAAGGCAGAAGUGUGCCAAGAUUUCCUCAAAGGCUAUUGCCCCAUGGGAGAAAAGUGCAAGAAGAAGCACACGCUGGUUUGCCCCGACUUUGCCAAGAAAGGCGUUUGCCCCAGGGGCGCCCGGUGCAAGCUGCUCCACCCGCAGAAGAAGCGCCACCCAAGAGAGGCAGAAGACGGGGACCGCGGCGACCUCCCCUCCAAGUGGAGACGGGUCUGGGAGGAGACGGGCAGGAAUGAUCCAGCUCAGCUCCACGAUGAUAGGGAAACGCCCGGACCCUCCGGUGCGGAGCAAGAGGUGAAGUUUUGGAAAGAGGCGGGCACCUCGCCAACCAGCUAUCUGCAAAAGCUGCCGUCCUUCAUCUCCCUCCAGUCCUCAGCAUCCCCCGGCGACCCGGGCUGCAAAGUGGAGAAGGACGAGGACGAGCCGGAGGACGAGCCAGGCGGCCCCAAAUGGAAGAGGAAUUUGCUGCCGGCGUCCUCGCGGGACUCCGAAAACACCCGCCUGGAGGAGGGUGGCAGAGGAAAAAAGCUGCAAAUCAAACCCCGGCUGUGAGCGAGACCCCCAAUCCGUGACAGCCGACCAGCUCAGGAACCGCAGAGCCGGGCGCGACCUGGCCCCUACCUCAGGACGCCGCGGCCAAACGCGGCCCCCGUGGCCAAACGUGGUCCCCCCCGCCUCCACCCGCCCCCCCCCCACCCCCCACCCCAGCUCCUCAUCUUGCUUUUCCAGAACAUCAUUUUGGCAAGGAAGCCGGGUGGGGGAAACGCGCCCCCCCUGUUCCUGCAGGGAAGCAGCUUCGUUUGAAAUAUUUUAACUGGCCGAUGAAUUCUCUUUUCAGCCAGUUUAUCGAAGGCAAGCCCGGCCGCCCGGCUCGUGGUGGGGCUGGGGGGUUGGGGUGGGGGGGGUGGGGGGGGGUCCCAUCCCCAUCAAUCCUCCCGCGCAUCGCCGCUCUGCUGUCCUGGACACGAGGUGACACGGGGACCCUUGAGGAGCUUCAUGCCGUCGCCCGACGUGCUCGCAGCCAAGUCAGCCGCUAUAUUGGGGGCAAGGCACCGUGUCGGGGGGUGGAAAGCGUGCCUCAGCCCCCGUCGCCCCGGGGCCAAGAGGCCACCUGCAUCCCCCCCCCCCCAGCUCCAUCCCCUUGGUUUGGGGAGGAUUUCUCAGAGUGGAGCCACGUGCAGAGAGUGGAAACGGCGGUUGGGAGCAGCUUUGAGCUCCCACCAAACGCUCCUGCGGCACACCGGCGUGGCCCGUUGCGCCCUGAACCCCCCACCUCUCCCCUCUUGCUCCCUCCUUUUUUUGGGGGGGGGGGACGGGACCCAAAUCAAUUCUUCGGGGGGUUUUUAGAGGUUGGGGGAGGCGGGGGUGUCACUCCAAAUCCAAACAGGAGCAAAGCCAGGUGACUCUCCUCCCGCCCCCCCCCCCCCACAGAGGGGUCUUGUCCCCUCUUGUCCCCGAGGGGUCGGGGGGCACCAGUUGGGGGGGGCGGCUGUGUCCCCAGUAUCCCCCCCCCCCCCCCCCCCCCCAACCAUCGCGAGGUCCCACCCCACCGCUACCCCUCAGAUCCCAGUGUGUGGCCAGCGAGCUGUUUUUUUUUAAUAAAAACUUCGCCGUCUCCCUUGAUAUUAAAUGUCUUUUAUUAACCUGUACGUUUUGAUAUGUAAAUAAAGCAUUUCUCCCCCCGGGAUGCCCGGUCA
Tyto alba (common barn owl) is the source of this 4111-nucleotide messenger RNA. It is a transcript of the gene ZC3H3, whose product is annotated as zinc finger CCCH-type containing 3. Lineage: Eukaryota; Metazoa; Chordata; Aves; Strigiformes; Tytonidae. Gene Ontology annotation, molecular function: metal ion binding. Gene Ontology annotation, cellular component: nucleus. The transcript has 13 exons. Bases 30 to 2966 code for a protein of 978 amino acids. The record is from RefSeq and is a predicted model, not a curated record.